Cercopithifilaria johnstoni is the source of this 1347-nucleotide messenger RNA. The record is from the annotation of a GenBank genome assembly. NCBI's taxonomy places the organism in Eukaryota, Metazoa, Nematoda, Chromadorea, Rhabditida, Onchocercidae.
AUGAUGAUGAUGAUAAUGGAUGAUGAUGAUGAUGAUGAUGAUGAUCGAGAUGAUGACAACAGUACCGAUGAUAGCAAUGACAUGAGAAUAAAGAGAGAAAGCUUAGGCGAUGUUAGAAUGCCGAAAGUAUUUGAUCAAUCACAACAAGGAAUACGAAAGCAUUUUCAAUAUCAACAACGAUAUCCAUCAUAUUUACAAGAUUUUAAAAAAAUCAAUCCGAUACUAGCAAAUAAUCCUGGGGCAAAAUUUAAAAAUAUUCCGGUAAAUAAUCUUAAUGAUACUGUUGGUGCAUUGGUGACAAUUCAAUUGCAACAAUAUAGCAAUCCUAAUCUUGCAUUACCUAAUGGUAAUACCUGUGCUUGUCCAUCAGGUAUACAAUGCCCAUAUCUUCAACAGGGUACUACAACAUGCUUCUUCUCUUUUACAAUCAUAAUAUCAGCAUCAAACCAAUCAACGCAAAUAAUUGAAAGUCCAUUUAUAAUGGUACCAAAAUCUCCCAUUAAUUCCGGUAUUUGGGCAAAUGAUAACAUUGUAAAUAUGACGGUUAAACCGAAUACAAUUGAUAUCAUUAUUCAUCAUCUUGGCGUAGUAAUCAAUCAAGCAACGGGAAGUUUGAAAUAUUUCAAUCAUUUAAUACCAAUUGAUACAUUUGUUAUUUCAUUAGAUAAUUAUCAGGCAACAUCAUAUGGUACUACACCAAAUAUCAUACAACAAACAAUUAUUGGUCAAAUUUUAGGAACAACUUUGCAACUUUCAUACUAUGUUCAAUGUAUAGAUAAUAAAUAUGGUCCAGAUUGUGAUCUGAAAUGCAAACCAGCAUCAACUAACAAUUUGCAUGCAGUAUGUAUAUCAAUCAUUACAGGAAUGAAACAUUCUUGCAAAUAUGCAAGCGAUUCAAGAAAGAUAUUUAAUUGUACACCAUGCCCAUAUGGUUUAGCAACGAAUCAAACGAAAUGUAAUACAUCGAACAUUGAUCCAAUUAUUUUAAAUCUCGUCUCACCAACAUUCCGUAUUUGGACUAUUGUACUUGGCUGUCUUCUUGGUAUUGCAAUAAUCUUCAUCAUUGUACUUGUUAUCAUAUUUACGACGAUGGAAAAUUGUAAUAAAGCAAAACUGAUAUCACGUAAUCGACGUCACGUUAGAAACACGUACAGUACAACGUAUAGAACGCAUCCAAAUAAGACAUUACUAUCUCGAGAACAUGAUGAAUGGCAGCGUAGUAAAAUUAAAGCUACGACAAGAGAUAGUGGCUUUUCUUCACGUACCACAACAUUCGAAGAACCAAUUGAGGAUCAAAAUAUUUGCAAUAAUAUUGCACCAGUUGUAAGACGAGAAGCACACGUAUGA